Messenger RNA from Acipenser ruthenus (sterlet), 4375 nucleotides. Its product is annotated as WD repeat-containing protein 70-like. Gene Ontology annotation, cellular component: nucleus; site of double-strand break. The transcript is spliced from 19 exons. Gene Ontology annotation, molecular function: protein binding. Lineage: Eukaryota; Metazoa; Chordata; Actinopteri; Acipenseriformes; Acipenseridae. The record is from RefSeq and is a predicted model, not a curated record. Gene Ontology annotation, biological process: regulation of DNA double-strand break processing. The coding region runs from base 47 to 2095 and encodes 682 amino acids.
ACUUAUCGUUGUUUAGCCGGUUUUUGUAAACUUGUAAACUAACAACAUGGAGCAGCAGGGGGAAGACCGAGAGCAGACAUCUGGAACUGCUGGCAAUGACGCAGAUAUUGCUUCCGUCAUGGGCUUCUCAGGGUUUGGAAAAAAAGCCCGGACAUUUGAUCUGGAUGCAAUAUUUGAGCAGACCAGAAGAACUGCAAUUGAAAGAAGCCAGAAAGUGACGGAGCAGCGAGAAAUGAAAGAUGCUGAAAAGCAGAAGCGAGCGUUAAUGAGAGGGGAUUCUCAUGCUGACAAGGCUUCUGUUUCUGGUGGUAAAGGACGCCCUGCUACGUCAUCUUCCAGACCUCAAUCUGACAGCAGCAGCAGCAGCAGCGAUAGUGAAGAUAAUUCAGAGGACGAAUUGAUCGGCCCCCCUCCCCCAGGUCAGCUGUCUAGUCGAAGAGCAACAGAGGAGAAUGAGGAAUUUGUGGGGCCUCCUCUUCCUCCCGGGUACAAAGACAGUGACGAGGAGGAGGAGGAGGAGGAAGAAGAUGAUGGUUAUGUACUGCAAAGAGUGCAGCUGGCUAAUUUCCUCUUGGGCCAGGCAAAAAUGGCCAUGCUAAGCCGGAGGAACCGGAAGAGAGGGAACCCUGUGAAGCGAAUUCCUGAUACACAUGAAAUUACACUGCAACACGGGACAAAGACUGUCUCUGCGCUGGGGCUGGACCCCUCUGGAGCUCGGCUUGUUACUGGUGGGUACGACUAUGACGUGAAGUUCUGGGAUUUUGCUGGGAUGGAUUCGGCUCUCCAGGCUUUUCGUUGUCUUCAGCCUUGUGAGUGUCACCAGAUCAGGUCGUUACAGUACAGCAUUACAGGAGAUGUCAUCCUUGUUGUGUCUGGGAACUCGCAGGCCAAGAUCCUUGACCGAGAUGGUUUCCAGGUAAUCGAGUGUGUCAAGGGUGACCAGUACAUUGUGGACAUGGCAAACACAAAGGGCCACACUGCAAUGCUCAACAGUGGGUGCUGGCAUCCCAAGAUUAAAGAAGAGUUUUUAACCUGUUCCAAUGAUGGAACUGUGAGGACGUGGGACGUAACCAAUGAGAAGAAGCAUAAGAACGUGUUUAAACCUCGGUCCAUGCAAGGCAAGAGGGUGAUCCCCACCUGCUGCACAUACAGUAGGGAUGGCAAGCUGAUUGCUGCUGGCUGUCAGGAUGGAUCCAUCCAGAUAUGGGACAGAAACCUCAGUGUGCACACAAAGUUUCACUGCCGACAGGCCCACGUUCCAGGCUCUGAUCCAUCCUGCCUGACAUUCUCAUAUGACGGCACUGUUCUGGCCUCUCGGGGAGGAGAUGACACACUUAAAACAUGGGAUAUGAGAAACUUUAAGAAGCCGCUCAAUGUGGCGACUGGUUUAUCCUCCUUCUUCCCAAUGACAGACUGCUGUUUCAGUCCAGAUGACAAGCUUCUUAUGACAGGGACGUCUGUCAAGAAGGGGGCGGGAAAUGGAACGCUUGUUUUCUUUGACCGCCUGACUUUCCAGAAGGUUUAUGAAAUAGAAGUUGCAAGCUCGAGUGUUGUCCGCUGUUUGUGGCACCCAAAACUAAACCAGAUCAUGGUUGGGACUGGGAAUGGACUGGCCAAAGUAUACUAUGACCCUAUCAAGAGUCAAAGAGGAGCGAAGUUGUGUGUUGUGAAGAGUCAGCGAAAAGAAAAGCAGGCAGAGACUCUCACGCAGGAUUACAUCAUAACACCUCAUGCACUACCAAUGUUCCGGGAAGCUCGGCAGCGCAGCACAAGGAAACAGCUGGAAAAGGACAGACUGGACCCACUGAAAUCCCAUAAACCUGAACCUCCAGUCUCAGGGCCAGGUCGUGGUGGGCGUGUGGCAAUGCAUGGCGGCACUUUAUCCUCAUUUAUUGUGAAGAACAUAGCCCUGGAUAAAACCGAUGACAGCAACCCCCGAGAGGCUAUACUGCGCCAUGCAAAGGAAGCCUCCGAGAACCCAUACUGGGUUGCACCUGCAUAUACCAGGACCCAGCCAGAGCCUGUGUUUGCUGAAGAGGAAUUGGAUGACGAGGAAGCAGACAAGGAGCCGGAAUGGAAGAAGCGCAAGAUCUGAACUGACUUCUGCUGUCUUAAGAUGUACGUCAGCAUCAGGGUUUUUAACUCAUGGUUUGUUUGUUUGUUCAUCUCUAAAAGCUGACUUUGUAACCCCUUUACUCUAAUAGACAUGAUGAAACAUUGCUUUUACAUAGUCUGCAAAUCAGCUCCAGUUAUUACUUCUGAUGUCUUUACAAAGCAACCCACAUAACGCUGUAUUGAUGAAUACAAUGCUAUUGAGUGGGCUCAAAGUCUUUUGAACCCGUACAACAAUCUUUAAAAAAAUCUUUAAAAAAAAAAAAAUUCUCAGCAGACCAUAUCCAGGACUAAAUGAUUGGUAAUGAAAGCUGAUUUCUUCAGAACAAAAUAAAAAAAAAAAUUAAAAAAACUCCCAACAUCCCAGUUGCUUUGUUUUGUUUGGAAAGUGUCAUCCUUUUCUGCCUAAGGUAAGGAGUCCUCUAAAUUAGAUCCACAGUUCACAUACAAGAAGUUCAAAUAUAACUAAACAAAAUAUAUUCUAUCUAUUUUGGUUAUUUAAUGUUGGAGUUGUUGAUCUUGUUUGUAGUUGUGCUUUGGAAAUUCAGUACUUACUUCAAUCUUAAAAAACUAAUUAACAAUCUUGUUAGAAUGAUGGCAAUCAAAGAAUAAUUCAUUGCCUGCAGAUACUGAAAUACAUCACCCUGCCUGUAGUUAGCAGGUUAAACCCUACAAGAAAUGUACUGACUUUUAUAAUUCGCCCAAGACAGUUAAUAUGUAGAUUAUUUGUGUAUCCUCUAUUAAAACCCUUGCUUCCCUAAUUCUGUUAACACAACCUUUAAAAAAUGUGUUCUAUGCAUUCAAGCCUGAUCCAUAUUCUUGUUUCUUUGUAAAAGGAAAGUGGUGCCGUGUUAUGAGACAUUGUCACCACUGAUUAUUCCUGGUAUAAUAUUUUACAUCCAGAUAUAUAAACAUGCGAAAACGAUGGAAUAUGCUGUUUAUAGAAUAGGUUCAGCAAUACUGAUGGAGGAAGGGCAAUUGCUUUUGUGAAGGAACAGCUGGCCACCAUCAAGAGAUCCCAGUUUUGUCAAGUUGCUGUUUGAUAUUGCAUCAACAAAUCUAAACUGGGUCAAAUGGUUCCUGUUGGAUACAGAUACUGAUCACAUUAUAACUGAUAGGAUCUCUCUAUGGAUCAGCAAUAUAAAGUGCUUCUCAUUAGUAAUGGCAGACUGGCUCAUUUAAAAGUGUAUUGAUAAGAUCUGUUUACCCUUCCCAGGAGCUGUAAAACUUCUACAUGGUAUCAAAGGGCUAGCAUUCCUUUUAAUCAGUAAAGUGUGUACUAGUUCUCUUGUCAUUUUCUUCUUGGGGUUCUACAUCUGCUGAUUUCAUUAAUGUCCACAUAGUCACUUUAGUUCCCCUAAAGUAAAGUGCGCUGAGUUAAUUGGGAAAAAAAUGACUUGUUUCUCUUGGAGGAAAUAUUCCAAUUUAUUUAUUUAUUUAUUUAUUUUAAACCAAAAUAAACAACACUGUGUAUGUUAGUGUACAGAAAACCUUGGCUUAAUGGAUGAUCAUCUUUCAGCGUAUAUUACUAUUCAUUAUAUUAUACUGUAGUAGUUACUGUUACUGUAGAGGUGGCAUUAGGGUUAACCAAACCCUAAUGAAAGUGAAAAACAUCUUCUGCCUUUCCAUGAAAACAGUUUGUUAGAAUCAUUUGAAGUUGCUUUAUCCAAAAUGUUCAUUUGUGUUAAGAUUCUUUCGUGUAUUGAAUCUCGUUGUUGUAUUAGACAGGAAUGCAUAGUUUCAUUCAUCCAUGUGCGUUAUAUUGCUAAAAUUAAACCUUGUCUCUCUCUAAACCAAGUACCCUAAAACUAAGCACCUUUUUUGCAUCCUUACACUGGACUCUGCUCAUGGUUUGUACCCUGCACAUCUCAUCAAGCUACUUCCUACUCACCCACACAGUGUUCCUUUGCUCUUCUGACCUCGGGAUGCUCUCUGUCCCAAGGAUUAAGAGUCAGACUCGAUUUGAUAGUUUUCAGUUUCAGACCAUUAUGUCCUGAGGCUCAGGAACUCCAAACAAGAAUCGUCAUCAGGGAAUGUGCCUCUUUAAAUCUACUGUAGUCUUUAAAUCUGAGCAAGAACUUGACUUUCAUUUCAUUCCCGUUAAUGUGAUUUAAUUUCUUUGUAAGAUUCAAUGCUCAUCUCUCACAUACAAUGUUUUUCAUAUAAAAAGCUUUGAUUUACAAAGAAACAUCACCACAAAAUGUCAGUUUAUAACCAUGCUUUUGUUUCAUGAUUAAACAAAGUUUCAAAGUGACCCCCACUA